GCUGGGAGUUGCUCUGCUAUGCGCCCUUUGGAGAGCGGGCGCUCGCCGCGGGCACCUGAUCUGCGUUUCCACGCGGCUGGGCUCGGGUUGCAGCCUCCCCUGCGGCGCCCACGAUGUUCCCCAGCCCCGUGACCACGACGCCUUUCUCCGUCAAGGAUAUUUUGAGCCUGGAGCAACAUCCUAGCGGCUUGGCUUCCAUGGAGCUCUCGGCUCUGGGCUCGCCCUCCUCCUGCAUGCUGGCCACCUUCAAGCAGGAGGCUUACCCAGCCGAAGAAGCCCCGAUCCCAGACCCUCCCGCCAGUCUUUCCACACACAGCGGCAACGCUUUCCCCGGCGCCUUUUACGCCAAGAACUUCAUGGAAAUGGACUCGGCCAAGGAGCCCAAAGGGGACAAGAAAGCAGAGCUCUGCGCCGCCCUCCAGAAAUCCCUGGAGCAGGAGAAGAGGGACGCCGAGGACGCCGAGCGGCCCCGGCAGAGGAAGCGGAGGAAGCCGCGCGUGCUCUUCUCGCAGGCCCAGGUCUACGAACUGGAGCGCAGGUUCAAGCAGCAGAAAUACCUCUCCGCCCCGGAGAGGGACCACUUAGCCAACGUGCUGAAGCUCACCUCCACGCAGGUCAAGAUCUGGUUCCAGAACCGCCGGUACAAAUGCAAAAGGCAGCGGCAGGACCAAAGCCUGGAGAUGGUGGGCAUCCCGCCGCCGCCCAGGAGGAUCGCUGUGCCGGUCCUGGUGAGGGACGGCAAGCCCUGCUUGGGGGACUCGUCUCCCUACAGCUCCCCCUACAACGUCAGCCUCAACCCCUACAGCUACAACGCCUACCCGGCCUACGGCAACUACAACGGCGCCGCCUGCAACGGCAGCUACAACUGCAGCUACCCGGGCGUGCAGAGCGUCCCCCCGUCGGCCGCCGGCGGCGGCAACUUCAUGAACUUCGGCGUCGGGGCGGACUUGAACCCGGUGCAAACGUCCAUCCCGCAAGGGAGCAGCGGCCUGUCCACACUGCACGGCAUCCGAGCCUGGUAGGCGGCGCCCUGGCCCUCGGAGGCGGAGGGCCGGUUGAGGGGCCUGCAGCCUUGGGGCUGGUUUGGGCGAGAGACCUGCUGCCGCCGCGGGGGACUCCCCAACCGUGGCGCCGGCAUCGGAGAGAGGCUGGGACCUCCCUGGAAGAAGCUGUCUGCAGCGGACCCCCCUGGAGUCAAGGCGGAGGUGCUGCCCCCCAUCCCACCCGGUCUCUUGACUGCCGCCGGAGGAGGAGUCCCAGGGGGCUUCCAGUCCGAGCACUAGUCCGCCAGCCUGGUCGCCCGGGGGCCUUGUUGGGAGUGGGACACAUUCUUAGGUGGUCAAUGGAGGCCUUCAACUUCUCCUUCAGGCCAAGAUGGGCAGCUUGGACUUCUUCUCAGUUGUUUCAGCCACAUUGCCACCAGGAGCAGCAGCGUACUCUUUCGAUCCUGCCACCUGCACGCCAAGUAAGAUUGCCAGCGUCUUACCCACGUGCCUCCUUUCCGCAUCUAACGAUGAGCAAAAUUUCUGAGAGCGCUUGGCAUUGUCAAGGUGCUGGCGGCGGGUCUCUGUUUACUAAAAGGCACCUCUCCUUCCUCUUCUUUUUAAAACGAUGGAAGGGUUUGUCCAGUCUGGGUCUCUCCCUCCCCCGCCUUCGCCCAACAAUGCAUCCAGAAAUGCACACUUUUUAUUAUAUUUAAAAGCCUAGUGUAUGUGGAUCGCAAGGUCAAAUUUGUGGUCGAUUGAUUCAGGUUUUAAAAAUAGGGUUGUCUUGCUGGGUUAUCCCAGAGCAGUGUGUUUCCCCCCGCUAAUCGGACAUGUCCGAGCUUUCUUUGUCCAGGACCUUAAGUGGUGCGACGGGACGGGCAUGGGGUAGGAAUUCGCCUGCCCCAUCUCCAAGAGUGAAGCAAGUCAGAUGCUGUUUUCGUGCCAGAUCCCCGUAGAGUGAUGCACUAAACCAGUGAUUAAUUGAUAGUUUGAAAUGCACUGUCUGUUCUUUGUCCAGCCGCUUGGUUUGAUGUACGUUUCCCUUUUUGCUGGAACUGGGUGUCUUGUCAUUAAAGAGAGUGACUUGAGUGUC
Hemicordylus capensis (graceful crag lizard) is the source of this 2079-nucleotide messenger RNA. It is a transcript of the gene NKX2-5, whose product is annotated as NK2 homeobox 5. Gene Ontology annotation, cellular component: nucleus. The coding region runs from base 114 to 1022 and encodes 302 amino acids. Gene Ontology annotation, biological process: regulation of transcription by RNA polymerase II; cell differentiation. Gene Ontology annotation, molecular function: RNA polymerase II cis-regulatory region sequence-specific DNA binding; DNA-binding transcription factor activity, RNA polymerase II-specific. The transcript is spliced from 2 exons. The record is from RefSeq and is a predicted model, not a curated record. NCBI's taxonomy places the organism in Eukaryota, Metazoa, Chordata, Lepidosauria, Squamata, Cordylidae.